CUCUCGGCUUCUUCGGCUGAACCGGAAAUAAUUGGUUGGCAUUAGCAACGUUUCGGCCGAUCCAGGCCUGAAUACAGAAAUAGCAGAAGAAAGAGAAACAAACAGACAGAAAACACUGAAGAACAGGCAAACAUUCCUGUUGAGCCUCAUACUGAGAUUGUGAGGCAAGAGACUAUAACAGAAUGACAAGCUCCUCUACUCCUAGAAUGCACACGUACAAGAGGACUUCCAGCCCUCGAUCACCAACGAAUACAGGAGAGCUUUUCACACCAGCACAUGAAGAAAAUGUGCGCUUCAUCCAUGACACUUGGCUUUGUGUUUUGAGAGACAUUAAAUCCCCACAAAAUAGUGAACGUAAUGAUCGUGGACCACAGGAGUAUGUGGAGAAAAACCCAAAUCCCAACCUACAUUCUUUUAUACCAGUGGACCUGAGUGACCUUAAGAAGCGGAACACACAAGACUCCAAGAAGUCUUAAAUCGUUCCUUCUCUUUCUGAUCUAGCAGUUUUUGUCCUCCCUUUUACAUUUGGGACCUUUUUACUCUUAUCAGUCUUCUGUCGGCCAACAAAGAUCCACAAGCUGGAAGAUUUGGCCACCUUAGUCCAGAAAGCUUCUCUCUUCUCUGCCUCUUGGACCUGUGGUCUGGACUUACAGGCUGACAUCUAUUUAUGCGUUACAUUUUCAAGAGCCGUUUGAGUGGCCAUUCCCUGUUUUUCAUGUUCAUCCGGGCUCUCUGAUCUCUUUUUUUUUUUUUUUUUGUUGAAAAUAACAAAGACCUGUUUCAGGAUUUUUUUUUUCUUACUCCUUGGGUUUGGGUUUCAAUUCUUCUCCAUGUGCAUUUUUUUUUUUUUUUGAUGUGGAGAUGAGAAAGGCAAAGAACAGUGAUGCUUAAACUGUUGGACAGACUCUACACAAACUUUCUCAAAAUGGGACGCAGUCCUGGAAUUUACUCCUUUUUCAAAACAUGUUGAUCACCUGAUGGAGAGCGACUGACUGUUCAGUUAGUUUCAUAGAUUGAUUGAUUCAUAGAAGAAUUUAGCCAGUUUUGUCUGAUAGGACAGGUAAGUUUGGCUCGGCAAAUAUUUUUAGUAAACGUACCUCCAUUUUUAAUUAUGAAUUGAUACCGUCAAAAACUUUAAGUAGACUUUUUCCACAUCUUUCGUUCCCAGCCUUUAAAAUAAAAUUAAAAUAAAGAUUACUUUUAUGUUA
Molecule: messenger RNA, 1208 nt
Organism: Onychostoma macrolepis
Lineage: Eukaryota; Metazoa; Chordata; Actinopteri; Cypriniformes; Cyprinidae
Gene: mcrip1
Product: MAPK regulated corepressor interacting protein 1
Exons: 5
Coding region: 183-476 (97 amino acids)
Source: RefSeq, a predicted model, not a curated record